AUGGAGGUCGGGGACAUCCCCACCGUCCUGGUGCAGAACAAAAUCGAUCUGCUGGACGACACGGUUAUCAAAAAAGUUAAUGGCGAGGACGUCAGGCUGAUGUUGUGGGACACGGCGGGACAGGAGGAGUUUGAUGCCAUCACCAAGGCCUAUUACAGAGGCGCUCAGGCCUGUGUGCUGGUCUUCUCCACCACCGACAGAGAGUCCUUUGAGGCCAUCAGCAGCUGGAGGGAGAAAGUGGAGAUGGAGGUCGGGGACAUCCCCACCGUCCUGGUGCAGAACAAAAUCGAUCUGCUGGACGACACGGUUAUCAAAAAUGAGGAGGCUGAAGGUCUCGCUAAGAAGCUGAAGUUAAGAUUCUAUCGGACGUCAGUGAAAGAAGAUCUCAACGUCAAUGAAGUUUUUAAGUAUCUAGCUGACAAAUAUCUGCAACGACUCAAGCAGCAGUCGGCAGAGGAGACCGAGGUUGUUCACACAUCCAGCAAUAAAAUAGGCGUUUUCAACACUUCCGGCAGCAGUCAUCCCAACCAGACUGCCGGCGAUCUGAACGGCCGUGAGGUCAUAAACCUGCGCCCAAACAAGCAGAGGACCAAGAAAACAAAAAACCCCUUCGGUAGCUGCAGACUGCUCUGAUGAGUAGGCCUAAAUCUUUUGGACACUGCCCUUCCUCACAUUUUAACAAUGAUUGUGGCUCAAAAUUUGAAUGAAAAGCGAAUAUAUUUUCUCAGUCAAAUAUUUGGUGAGUUAUUCCAUGUGGUACACAGCAGGGUAAUUUUCUCUAAUGAGAGUACUUACAGCGGG
Sinocyclocheilus grahami is the source of this 801-nucleotide messenger RNA. Its product is annotated as ras-related protein Rab-23-like. The transcript is spliced from 6 exons. The coding region runs from base 1 to 633 and encodes 210 amino acids. Gene Ontology annotation, molecular function: GTP binding; GTPase activity. The record is from RefSeq and is a predicted model, not a curated record. Lineage: Eukaryota; Metazoa; Chordata; Actinopteri; Cypriniformes; Cyprinidae.